Messenger RNA from Anastrepha ludens (Mexican fruit fly), 2784 nucleotides. RefSeq names its product vesicular inhibitory amino acid transporter (gene VGAT). Gene Ontology annotation, cellular component: vacuolar membrane. Lineage: Eukaryota; Metazoa; Arthropoda; Insecta; Diptera; Tephritidae. The transcript has 4 exons. Bases 445 to 2109 code for a protein of 554 amino acids. The record is from RefSeq and is a predicted model, not a curated record. Gene Ontology annotation, biological process: amino acid transmembrane transport. Gene Ontology annotation, molecular function: amino acid transmembrane transporter activity.
ACAGCAGUUAGUUAUUGUAAUAAGAUUUGUGUUAUAUAAAUUCGUAGUGGUUUCAUUUUAAUUUUUUUUCGCCAAAUAAGACUGUCGUGACAGCACUGCAACUGAAAUGAAGAUCCCAUCCAUGCAUCGAGACUUGAGAUGAGCAUUGGAGUUGAUUACAUAAAUUUAUUGGCAAACUGGAAUCACUACACCCAGUCCAUUUGUGGGAAUAGUUACCUCCGGUCAUCUUUAUGAAUUACCCUUGAAAUUGAGCUCAAUAAAAAUUUGCAGUGUUUUUUGUGUAUCACACAAAAUCGAUAGACACAUCAAUUCGUAUUGAUAGUGUAAUUGUAUUUUUACAUUUUCACUAUCGCCACCGUCACCGUCGUCACCUUCACCAUCAGCAGCGACCAUCGCAAUCACCACCAAAACCACCAAUUCGCCAAUUAAUUGUUUUUGUUCAAAAUGUCAUUCAUUAAUAAGUUAAAGGCAACACCAUUGCCGCCAAUCAAAAAUAUAUUAAACGUGGCCAUGCAGACAGCUCGUCAACACAUUCCGGAGAAAAAGGAUUACGAGCAGCCAGGCAGCAAUACAACAAGAGCAACAGCGCAGCAAAAUUUCAAUUCCCAUCCGCAAGGAAUGAUUCCUGCAGGAGCGGGCGAAGGCCAAUACCAAGCCCAAAUUGCUGAAAACCCGACCGAACUGAAUCCUUUUCGCAAUCCAAAUGGAUGGAUGGACACAGACAAUGGCGAAUGCAAGAAUGAGGAAUAUCAGAAUACCUCCUUUAUUGCAAACGAAUAUGACGGAAGAUAUCAACAAACAGAUGGAUUUAGGCAAGCAAGUGUUGCUUCGGACGGCAGCUCAUUUGUGUGUGAAGGCGAAGGUGGCGGUGGCACAAAUAUCGACGAAUAUCAGGCCGCAUGGAAUGUUACUAAUGCCAUUCAGGGAAUGUUUAUCGUCUCAUUGCCGUUUUCAGUGCUGCACGGAGGUUAUUGGGCCAUCAUAGCAAUGGUCGGCAUUGCUUACAUCUGCUGUUAUACGGGAAAAAUUCUAGUGGAGUGCUUAUACGAACCCGACCCCAACACCGGUCAAAUGAUACGCGUGCGCGACAGCUACGUUUCGAUUGCAAAGGUCUGUUUUGGCCCAAAACUAGGCGCUCGUGCUGUUAGCAUCGCGCAACUGAUCGAACUACUUAUGACUUGCAUUCUUUAUGUGGUUGUGUGUGGUGAUUUAUUGGCAGGCACUUAUCCACAGGGCUCGUUUGAUUCGCGAUCUUGGAUGUUGUUCGUAGGCAUAUUCUUGUUGCCCAUGGGCUUUCUGAAAUCAUUGAAAAUGGUAUCCACUCUUUCGUUCUGGUGCACCAUGUCUCACAUUGUGAUCAAUGCUGUAAUUCUAGGUUACUGCAUAUUACAGAUUACAGAAUGGGGUUGGUCGAAAGUACGAUGGAGCAUUGAUAUGGAGAAUUUUCCCAUUUCAUUAGGUGUCAUUGUCUUUUCAUAUACUUCCCAGAUAUUUUUACCGUCUCUCGAAGGAAGUAUGACCGAUCGUUCGAAGUUCAGCUGGAUGUUAGAUUGGUCGCAUAUAGCAGCAGCGAUUUUCAAAGCCGGUUUUGGGUAUAUUUGUUUUCUAACUUUCCAAGAUGACACACAACAAGUAAUUACAAACAACUUGCACUCGCAAGGUUUUAAGGGAUUAGUGAAUUUCUUUUUGGUAAUAAAGGCAUUGCUGAGCUACCCAUUGCCAUACUAUGCUGCAUGCGAACUACUCGAACGAAACUUUUUCCGCGGACCACCCAAAACGAAAUAUCCCACAAUAUGGCACCUGGAUGGGGAACUAAAAGUUUGGGGACUGGUGUUUCGAGAAGGCGUGAUAAUUUCCACAGUUUUGAUGGCGAUUUUCAUACCGCAUUUCUCUAUUUUGAUGGGAUUUAUUGGCAGUUUUACGGGAACGAUGCUGAGCUUUAUUUGGCCGUGCUAUUUCCAUUUGAAACUGAAGGGUCAUCUAUUGACCCAAAAGCAAGUUAUAAAAGACAAACUCAUCAUCGGUCUCGGUGUCGGUUUCGGCGUAAUAGGCAUUUACGAUUCUGGCAAUGCAUUAGUCAAUGCCUUUCAAAUCGGAUUACCAUUUUAAAGGGGAAACUAUUAAGGAAAAAUGUAGCAGGAGCGCAUGGCGGCGACACAUCCAGAUUCUGUAGGCUCAAAAGUACGUGAACAAAUAAGUAGAUCAUUUAACAUAAGCAGAGCAGGCAAAUACGGAUGUUAGGAACCACAAACAAAUACUACAGUCUACGAUUAUGGCAGUUUUGGCGUUAAAGAAAAAGGAUAAAUAACAGUCGUUUUUGUAUUUCAUGUAAUUAUAAUACCAAAUAUUAUGCGAUUCAGUUGAUUCAUAUACAUUUUUGCAAAUUUUGUUGCAUACUUUAGAUGUUUAAGUAUUGAAAAUAUGAAGUGAAAAUGAUGUCUUCCAAAAGAAUGUGCGUGGCAUUCUACAAACAACAGUCUACAAUAUUAUACUGUAUAUGCAGGUGGGGUGUAUCCACCCUAUACUUCAUAAUAUGAAAAAGUGUAAUGUGAAAAAUGUCUUCCAAAACGUUUUAAUUAAGUAUAUAAAUAAUAUUUACAUAAGGACAAUACGCGUGCACACUCUUGCAUACUUAUAUCUGUGCGUAGUUUAAGAAUAAUGUUGAAACAUGUCUUCCAAGAUACUUACGUCUGUAUAUCAAAUAAAUAUAAUAGAUAGAUACUUAUAUACAUACAUGUACAUGUAUUAUAUUGUAUGGGUAAUUUUUUUAAUGUUCAAAUACAU